Molecule: messenger RNA, 798 nt
Organism: Guillardia theta CCMP2712
Lineage: Eukaryota; Cryptophyceae; Pyrenomonadales; Geminigeraceae
Exons: 12
Coding region: 1-798 (265 amino acids)
Source: RefSeq, a predicted model, not a curated record
AUGGGGAAGGAGGAGGAGGAGGAGUUGGUGGGCAGAGAGACGUUCGUGGAGGAGAUGAUGAACUCGAGCAAGAGGAUCGAGAGCCAUCUGGACAAGCUCCAGGUGCUCAACAAGGAGUUCUGCAUCCGGCCCAUGACAACCAAGAGUAACGACGGCCAGAAAAAGAAGGGACGGUUCUCAUCUCAGGUGGACCCCUGGGUCUUUCAGCCGAAAUGCCAGGCCUGUGUAAGAGAGGUCGCGUUCCUCCGCAAGCAGGGUGUGCUUGAGUCAGAUAUCCUGAAGAAGGACAGCAGGUGCAGGAAGUGCAACGCGACGCUGCUGGAGCUGUCGAAUCAGUUCGUCAAGAUGAUGAGGGUGGAGAACUUUCGCUACCUCCAUGCAGUGAUGAGGACGACUGAGAGUGAAGGAAGGCAAGAGGAAACGAAGACAGAAGCAUCACAGCAAGUGGAGGAGGAGGCGUUUGCGGGAAGGGAGGAAGUCGAUCCGCUCGAGCACACUAGGAAGUUCCUCCGGUCGGAGCUCAGCAGGAUAGAUGGAGAUGGAGCCCUUCAUAUCCCCUCCACCAGCAAGCUGCCCUCCGCACAGAGCGCUCCUUUUCUCCGCUCUUGCCUGGAUGCCGUCGAGGACACGUUGAAACUGUACAGAAGUCAAGACGACGAGAAGACGCGGGUAGCGCUGAGGAAGAGGUACCUCCUCUUCGAGAAGGCAAUGCACCACUGGACCUAUCGAGUCUCAGGAAAAGCUUUCCGCAAGUGGAAGUUGGAGACAGGAGACAUCCUCGAGCGAGUGAAAAUGUGA